Molecule: messenger RNA, 963 nt
Organism: Fusarium mangiferae
Lineage: Eukaryota; Fungi; Ascomycota; Sordariomycetes; Hypocreales; Nectriaceae
Exons: 2
Coding region: 1-963 (320 amino acids)
Source: RefSeq, a predicted model, not a curated record
AUGUUUCGAACACUUGCGAUCAAGUAUAUAAAGCAAUCGCGGCGAUCUGCUUACUUAUUCUAUCACAAUCUCGACAGCCUCCCCAUCCAGACACAGACAUCAUCAAGCCUAUGUCUUCAACCACCAACAACACCAUUUCUACGCCAAUAUCACACACCAAAGAAGUUCCUAUCCUCACAUACUAGCACAAUGUGUCUCGAUAUCUACCACGAUUACCAGGAAUGUGGGCACCAUAGGUAUGUCCGCACUUAUACUUGCUGGCAAGAUCGUUGGGAGGUGAUUUGCCCCUGUUUGUCCUUCCCUCAGAUAUUCCCCUUCAAGAGCCAGCAUAACAGUACCGAUAAUCGGCAGGUCCGACUAGGCUCCUGUCCCAACUGUGAGGCAUCGAAAAAGAAGAGGGAGAGGAGGGAUUAUGGGGGGUUUACUGCUCAGCAAACCCAUGGUGCUGGAGCCUCCCAUGGGAGAGGACAGUUGCAGGCAACACAGCCAACCGGAGGUCAUCAGGAGUUGAGGGUGCCCGAAAGAGCCCACCAACCAGGGGCAUAUAGACAGGAGCCUCAUAUGCACAUGGCUUCCCAACCGAGGCCUUCUGAUCGGGUAUACACCAGUCCUCCGGGUGUACACCUCCCGCAUCACUCUCCGGCACCAAGCCAAGGUGCAAGUCAGCCCCGAAGACAGCAUAAUGAUACUCACGCAAGCUCCUCCAAGCGCGAACGGCACGUUCGUGGUCAACAAGUAGGAAACAAGGUCAUCGUGGACAAGGGCGUUACUCUCCCACCCGAGGGACAAUAUAAGACGCCUGAUACUAGCAGAUACAGGACCGCACGCAAUAGUCCGAGAAGAGUUGGCAGUGGGCGGGAUCGUAUUGAUCGGUCCCACACCGUUUCUCCUCUCACUGAGGAUGAGAGGAAUGCUCCCUAUGUGGAGAUCCCGUCUCAUGACGAGUAUCCUGGUUGGGUAUAA